Molecule: messenger RNA, 924 nt
Organism: Glarea lozoyensis ATCC 20868
Lineage: Eukaryota; Fungi; Ascomycota; Leotiomycetes; Helotiales; Helotiaceae
Exons: 3
Coding region: 1-924 (307 amino acids)
Source: RefSeq, a predicted model, not a curated record
AUGGUCCAAGCACCUGAGGAAGCACGUAGCUAUAUCCGCACAGAUAAUCAACCGUAUGACAACGACCUUCGGCUGAUUAUUGUCGACGAAGAUGCGAAGUCUGAAGAUUUCCAGACGGUGGAAGAAGACGAGGAAGACGAAUUUCUAGCCGAAGAAAAGAAGUCUGAUGAGGAUGAUGAAGAUGAUUCUUCUUCCGAUGACUCCUUGAGCGAUGCUUCCUUAGAGCCUCCUCCCGAGAAGCCCAAGAAGAUAAUUAGUAGGGCCAUCCCAAGUCUUUAUGCAGCGAAGGUAAAGGCACCACUUGCUGAGUCUUUAAACCCCGAAAACCAGCUGGAGAAACCAGAGUCUCCUAAGCUGGUAACGCAGGUUGGAAACUUUGCGCACGAUGCUACAUUUCCAGCCUCUUGUCAACCCUAUUUAGCUGUACACGAUCCGUGCCACUUAAUCCGAGAAUCCCCGUCAAGAUACUACAUACUUACUCAUUUACAACAUUGGAUCAUCCUUAGUGACCCUUCGUCCGCGGAAGAAGAGUUAGAGAAAGCAGAAACCUCUCUUAAUGAUCCUAAAGCUGUCAAGGAGCGCAACCUUGCCAGACGGCAGAAAGAUAACAGCAGGAGGCGGGAAGCUGAAGAGAAGGAGAAACAAAAUCGAGACCUCCAGAUGAAACCACAAGCUGAAAAUUCGGCGCCCAUCAAGGCUGCUCCUUUGUCACGACUACAACAUGGCGGAACCUCCAUUUCCAACGGGGCACAAACAGAGACUAGCAAAAAACCGCGUCAAAUUCGCGCUUCUAUUCACGAGACCAAGGGGGCUGUUCAGAAAAACAAAGUUAAGGCCUCAAAGUCCUACUCCGCAAUGACACAGUCGUCACCUCUUCAAAGACCGUGCAUGUGGCAUUUUUGGGAGGCCGCUGUCGCAAUGUAG